CCUGCUGUCACCUCCGCUCGUGGUGCAUUACUGGGAGAAGGCGGUUGGUUCGCUCGAGUUAUCCGCGGUGGGUGUUUAAUCAUGGCGCUAGCGGCAUCUCGGCCAUUCCUGUCGGAAGGUGGUUAUGGAGAGCAGGAAAUGGACGCCAACUCUGCUCUGAUGGAGCUGGAUAAAGGUCUGAGAUCAGGGAAACUUGGUGAGCAAUGUGAGGCAGUUGUUCGUUUCCCUAGGUUGUUUCAGAAGUACCCAUUUCCAAUUCUUAUAAACUCUGCUUUUUUGAAGCUUGCAGACAUCUUCAGGGUUGGAAACAACUUUUUGAGGAUGUGUGUGUUGAAAGUCACUCAGCAGAGUGAAAAGCACUUGGAGAAAAUCUUGAAUGUUGAUGAAUUUGUGAAGAGAGUCUUCUCGGUCAUCCACAGCAAUGAUCCAGUAGCUAGAGCCAUCACUCUCCGAAUGCUGGGAAGUAUGGCUUCGAUUAUUCCUGACCGAAAAAAUGCUCAUCACAGCAUUCGGCAAAGUCUAGAUUCACAUGAUAAUAUUGAAGUAGAAGCUGCCAUUUUUGCUGCUGCCCAUUUUUCUGCACAAUCCAAAGAUUUUGCUGCAGGAAUUUGCAACAAGAUUGGUGAAAUGAUUGAAGGAUUAGCUACACCUGUGGAUCUGAAGUUGAAAUUGAUCCCCAUUCUGCAGCAUAUGCAUCAUGAUGCUACCCUCGCUUCCAGCACUCGAGUUCUUCUGCAGAAAUUGGUUGCAUUGUACCCUUCCACCAAGAUGGUAAUAGUUACACUUCAUACUUGUACGCAACUAGCUGCAUCUUCACUGGUUGAUAUUCCAAAGCAGAUUCAGCUUUUGCUGCAAUAUUUGAAGGAAGACCCCAGAAAAGCUGUGAAGAGACUCUCUUUUCAAGAUCUGAAAUUGUUGGCUCAUAAAACACCACACAUGUGGAGCAGAGAUAACAUUCAGUCACUGUGUGAAUGUGCCCUUCAGAGCCCUUAUGACAACUUGAAAUUGGGUACGCUUUCUGUUUUGUCCACAUUGUCUGGAACUAUUGCUAUGAAUCAGUACUAUUACAAUUCGCAAGGAAACACUACUGCUCCUGUGCAUCCUGAUGACCUGAUAAAACUUGUGCAAGAGUGUUGUUACCAUAGCAACUGUGCACUUGCAGCCCACAGUGUUACUGUUCUGACAAAUAUAGCUUCCUGCUUGGAGAAAGAUUUUUUGUCUUUGGAACAGGAUGCAGUAUUUGCACUGGAGUCUCUCCUAGUUCUUUGCAGCCAGGAAAAUGGUGUAGGAGCACAGAAUGCUUUAAAGACUGCAUUUACUUGCAUGGUAAAGUUGACACGUAGUCGCCCUCACCUGAGUCAGCCUGUGGUUGAAUCUCUGCUGACCCAACUACAUAAUGCACAGGACACUGCUCGUAUUCCAAUGUGCCAUAGCCUUGCAGCUAUAGCAAUGCAGUUGCCUGUCUUGGGCGAAGGAAUACUAGGAGAACUGAUGGAAUUGUAUAAAAUGAUUGGAUCUUCAUCAACAGACAAACAACAAGAACUUCUGGUAGCGUUGGCUGCAGUCAUUUUUGUAGCCAAUCAGAAAACUUUGUCUUCUGAAGUCAAAGGUGUCAUAAAACAACAAUUGGAAAAUGUAGCCAACGGCUGGACAGUUUACAGAAUUGCUCGGCAGGCCUCCAGAAUGGGAAACCAUGAUAUGGCCGGAGAUCUUUACCAUGGCUUGUUGACGCAGGUGGCUUCCGAACAUUUUUACUUCUGGAUAAACAGUUUGAAGGAAUUCUCGAGAGCAGAGCAAUGUCUGGCUGGCCUACAGGACAGUGAAUCCAGUGUUGCACUAGCCCGUAUUGCUGAAGCUUUAAAAUAUUAUCAGAGGGGCAUAGCUUCAUUGACAGCUGCGAGCACACCUUCCAACCCCUUGACAUUUCAGUGUGAAUUUGUCAAACUGCGGAUUGACAUGCUGCAGGCAUUCUCUCAGUUGAUUUGUACCUGUAACAGCCUGAAAACCAGUCCUCCACCUGCGAUUGCUACAGCAAUUGCUAUGGCAUCCGGAAAUGAUUUACAGAGGUGUGGCCGCAUUACCAACCAGAUGAAGAUAUCAAUGGAAGAGUUCAGAAGCUUGGCAACACGCUACCAUGACCUUUAUCAGUCAUCUUUUGAUGCUGACUCUGCUACCUUGAGAAAUGUUGAGCUACAACAACAAAGUUGCCUACUGAUUUCCCACUCUAUUGAAGCUCUAAUCCUAGAUCCGGAUUCUGCUAGUUUCCAAGAAUAUAGUUGUAGUGGGAAUGUGUACGCAGAGAGUGAAUAUGAAAGAAGCAUGCUGUCUGUGUUUGCUCAGGUCCUGGAGGAUGUUGAGGCCCUGAACAGAAAGUACCCUCCAGUUUCCUACUUGCACACCAUGUGCCUUUGUCGAGCUAUCAUUUCCUUGUUGAAGGUUCCCUUGUCAUUUCAGAGAUAUUUCUUCCAAAAGAUUCAGUCCACUAGCAUUAAGUUGGCACUAUCGCCUUCUCCUCGCACUCCAACUGAACCAAUCACUGUACAGAAUAACCAGCAACUGGCCCUGAAAGUAGAAGGUGUUAUCCAGCAUGGCUCCAAGCCUGGCUUCUUUCGGAAAAUUCAGGCAGUUUGCCUAAACGUCUCAUCCUCACUGCAGACCAAAGGUGUACAGGAUUAUAAGGUAUUGCUGGAGAAUAUGACGAAUGAAGUAGAGCAGCGGGUGGAGCCCCAUAACGACUAUUUCAGCACUCAGUUCCUGUUGUGUUUUGUUGCACUUGGGAACCACAGUGUUACUGUUGAAGCAUCUGUCAUUGAUUCUAAUGGCAUAAUUUGGAAAACAGGACCCAGAACUACUAUUGCUGUCAAAUCCAUGGAGGAUCCAUUCUCUCAGCAAUUACGCCUGCAGCAGCAACAACAGCAGUCACAACAGUCACAGCUGCAAAGGAACGCACUCUGCAGAUUUUAGUGACGAAUCAUUUCAACUUGGGAAAUAUGCUUUGUGAAUAUUUUGUCAGGUAAUAAGGACUUUGUUAAAUAUCAGAUGAUCAGCUUAACAUUGGUUGAGGAAUAUCAGGGAUGUAAUUCUUCCUUCAAAUUCCCUAAUGUUGUAUUAAACAGUUUACUCUGAAUUAAACUCUGUUUUUUUGCAA
Molecule: messenger RNA, 3148 nt
Organism: Chiloscyllium plagiosum (whitespotted bambooshark)
Lineage: Eukaryota; Metazoa; Chordata; Chondrichthyes; Orectolobiformes; Hemiscylliidae
Gene: ints7
Product: integrator complex subunit 7
Biological process (GO): snRNA 3'-end processing
Cellular component (GO): integrator complex
Source: RefSeq, a predicted model, not a curated record